AUGCAGACCUUCGUUACCGUGUUAGCGGGGGAGCGGAAAACGUUUUAACCCUGGAAUUUUAUCACUAUUGUUUAACAUGAAAGUUUAAAAUGGAGAUUAACCAGCGCUGAUUUCCCUCAGCCCAGCAGCUAGUGCAGAAAUUGGUGAAGUGAAAGAGACAGCCAUGCGCAGACUACAGGAGCGAUACUGAGGAUCUACCGUCAGGGGAACCGAACGGAUCGGUCGCCAUUUUGCUGGCGAGAAGGAACAUUGUCGUGUGAAUAUUUGAGUGAAUCGUUGGAUUUAAGGGUCCUCCGGGAUGGAGGAGACUAAGAUUAUUUAUCACAUAGAUGAUGAAGACACUCCUUAUUUAAUAAAAUUGCCAAUUCCCGCUGAUCGUGUAACACUAGGAGAUUUCAAGAAUGCACUUAAUCGACCCAACUACAAAUUUUUCUUCAAAUCUAUGGACGAUGAUUUUGGAGUGGUCAAAGAGGAGAUCAUCGAUGAUGACGCCCAUCUGCCGUGUUUUAAUGGACGGGUUGUGUCUUGGUUGGUGCCAGCAGAUAACAGCGCCUCUGACACCCAGUCACAAUGUACAGAAUCACAGGCUGGGGAUGUUGUCCACCCACACCUACCCUCGGAACGGGUUGGGGGCAUCGGGGACAGCCGACCCCCAUCCUUCCAUGCCAAUCCGUCUGUGGUCAGCUGUGAUAACCUGGAUAAUGAAGCAUGCGACACCUGUACAGAGACAGAGUCUGUCAUGAGCAGACGAGAUCGAGUUCCGAGUCGCAGCUCGCGUCACUCACAUGGUAGUUAUAGAGGAGACCCUUUCCAUGGCCCCCGGAUAAAUGGCCAUGCCAAACACGACCGUUUACGAGAGCUCAGAGAGCGGGACCCCCGACUGGCCUAUGAAUCCUCGUCCAUGAUGAGUAGUGACCUUGAUAGCUUUUUUGAUUCAGAAGAUGACACUGCUAGCAGAUUCUCCACACAAACUGGCACCACAGAGAGAUCCUCCCGAUAUGGGCGACACAGAAAACGACGACGGCGGCACCGCUUACCCCCCAUUAGUAGAGCAUCAUCAUUUAGCAGUAUAACAGAUUCGACCAUGUCUUUAAAUAUUAUCACAGUAACACUUAAUAUGGAUACUGUAAAUUUCUUAGGUAUCAGUAUUGUGGGUCAAAGUAAUAAAGGGGGAGAUGGAGGAAUAUAUGUGGGCUCAAUAAUGAAAGGGGGAGCAGUGGCUCAAGAUGGCCGUAUAGAACCGGGUGAUAUGAUACUGGAGGUGAAUGGUAUCAGCUUUGAGAACAUGAGUAAUGAUGAUGCUGUCCGGACACUCCGGGAAGCUGUUCAGAAACCAGGCCCUAUCACACUAGUCGUCGCCAAGUGCUGGGACCCCAACCCAAAAGGCUACUUCACGGUGCCUCGGCAGGAGCCUGUUCGUCCGAUCGACCCAUCUGCGUGGGUGGCACACACAACAGCAAUGAGGUCAGAGUGGGGGAGGGGCGGUCCGGGAUCUUCCCUCAGCACAGUCACCUCCACAAGCUCCUCUAUAACCAGCUCUAUACCAGAGUCAGAGAGAUUUGAUGAUCUCAACCUGACUGUGAACACAGACAUGGCCACAGUGGUGAAAGCAAUGGCCUCCCCAGACUCCGGCUUGGAAGUACGAGACAGAAUGUGGCUAAAAAUAACAAUACCCAAUGCUUUUAUAGGAUCUGAUCUUGUAGACUGGCUUUUCAACCAUGUGGAAGGCUUUGCAGACAGGAGGGACGCAAGAAAAUAUGCCUGUAACCUAUUAAAAGCUGGUCUGAUACGACACACAGUUAAUAAACUGACCUUCUCGGAGCAGUGUUACUAUGUGUUUGGUGACUUGUAUGCAGGGGCCCCACAGUAUCCAGAUUUAUCAGCAUUAAGCCUGGAGGAUGUGGACUCGGUGUCAGAGGCUGACCGGGAUACGCUGGCUCCUCUCCCACCCCCCUCGUGGAACAGUUACAUGCCGCAGAACAUCAGUUACAUCCCCCCGUACAGCUACACCAGCACAGAGAGCACCAGCUAUGUGGAUGGGUUUGCCCCUCCUGGAGUGGGUGUGCCCAUGGGGGGUGGGGGCGGCAGCAUCGUUGGGGGUGGAGGAAACGGCAGUGCUGGAUCUGUUCACAGUGGUUCAGUUCACUACGCAUGUCAGUGUGUACCCUUCUUUCCCUGUCGGCCACGGUUUCUGGCUCACAAAUCCCCCGCUAGUCGGGAGACCAAGUCACCAGCGCCAUCUGGGGAGGUGGAGCCUAACAACAAUCUGCAAGAGAAACUGUCGCCUGAGAUCAGCGCUAGUAAGGCUACUUGCAAUAACAGUGCGUCAGGCUCAGGGAGUAGCGCCUCUGGCAGUAGUGAACGUCGGAAAAACGACAAGGAGAAAGGAAAAGCGAGCCCAGGACACAGCGGCGGCAGUGAUACAGAAACAGGAAGCUUAGCCGGGGCACGACGAGGUCCCCCUAGCGAGCGGAGUUUACCCCCACCCCCACCAGGGCUAGCCAACAUGCCCCAAGAUCUCAGCGGCAGUCGACAGUCUUUCAGAAUGGCCAUGGGAAAUCCUUGUGAGUUCUUUGUGGAUGUCAUGUGAGAUGUCAUGUGGUCUUUCCCGUAGCCAUUCAGCCUGCUACUCUGCCUUCUUGUCAUUUAUAUUUUCAUUUGCUCUGUGGCUCGUCAUUCUGCCCUUCUGUUUUUUGACCUGGUCAAACCGGUGGUUUUGCAUGCUACAGUACUGCAACCUUUGGAAGCAAAAGUCGUAGCAGGACAUUACCAGGGAGUAACAUUAACAAAAGCACCAAGAUGGGACAGGACUCGUGUUAAUAGACAUUUUCAAGCAUCGAUGUAACUGAAUAAUUAGCUGUGCAUGUUGGUGUUGUGAUUCUGUCUUUAAUAUCAGUAAUCUACUCAUCUCCAGACAUUCGUUUUCAUCAUAAUGUCUCAACUGAUUUCCUGUUUUCCUGUAAUUAAGUGAAAUAGGUAAAUUUUCUUGGCAUGUAAAUUGAUAUUUAUAUUAGAAGAUACAGAAGCAUUAUUGCCUUUUAUUCAAUUUAUUUCUAUUGUAUGCCUUGCUUUUGUUGAAUAUCUAUAGGAAGUAUUUUACUGUACUUGUACCUCCUGUCAUUGUAGCUGUGAAAUUGUAUGCCUAUGUAUCUCUACCGAAAACCUAAAACAAUCCAUGCCUUCUGUCGUAUCGCCUUACAGGCCAGGAUACUGACCUGUGAACCCGUGACCUUUAACCUCGUGAUUGAUGUCAACGUCUGGGUAGCAUGUUAGCACAUGGAAGUGAAUACAAACAUUGCCUGCCAUGCUUGCACCCUCCGUUGUGGUAAAUGCUAACUGUGAUGCCGCUGUUGUGGCCUGCCUGUAAGGAGCAGAGGAAGAGCUUGUGGAGAAGUGCUGGAGUUGUCCAGGACUGGUGGCAGCAGAGGGAUAUUCACUACGCUUAGACUUUGCACAAAACAAGGUGGUGCCCAUCUUCUAGGACUUGAUGUCAGAGUGCACAAUGUUGCUGGACUUCAGAGCCUCUGAUAGUGGUGAAUUUGUAGUUAUUAUGGAAAGACUAGCAUCUACAGUUGAUGGCAGAGAAAAGGUGGACGACGAUUUAAAGUGAUUUAAUAUCACUUUUUCAAGAUUCCAAUGCUAUUCAGCUUUUAGAACUUUGUCUUGUUCUUGUUGGUGUUGCUUGUGAGCAAUGGCCAAGAUCUGUUUAAGCAUUGAAUUUCUUUGUUAAUUUGUUCUCUCCUGUGUAUGUUUACCCACAUAAUUGUGUGUAAUUGGAGGAAAGUGAACAAAGAUGUUUUUAUGAGCUAGCAUAAUGAACAUGCCUGAGCAGUGUAUCUUAGCUACAAGUUUUUGUGUGCUGACUAGAGACCUUGACCUUCUGUGAACUAGUGACCUUGAUAUUGUAUGCGAAGAUAUGUGGACCAUUCAGAAUGAAGAAAGUAACAAUUCCCUCCUAUGCAACACAAUGUCUGCAGAAGUAUGGAUGUGGUACAUUUUAACAGUGAACAAGUGACAGGUACAUUUGCACUUCAUUCUAGAGUGUUGUUGUGUGUGACAAGCCCUAAUUUCCAAUUGCUAUCCAUGAGUUAUGGGAAUGCAAGGUGCUGUAACCAUUUUAAAUGUUGAAACAAAUCUUUACCGUGUUUUUAAGGGAUAAGUGAAUUUUAAUCUUUAAGAACUACACAAAUUCUAAUACAUGUAUAUUUUAAUUCUUAAAGUUUAUACCUUUUGUGCUUGGUUAGUUUUUUUCUUUCUGGAAAACUUGUUCUUUAGAUAUUAACUAUUGUCAUGCUGUGUUUGAAAUAUUUACUAAGAAGAAAAACAUGAUACUCUGCUGAAGAAUUAUGUGAUAGAAAUGUUCUUCUUUUGACAAAAUGUGGUCUUUAGAAGCAAUAAUAGUUCUGACGGUUGGUCAGACUUCAGUUUUUUGCAUCAGGUGUUAUACAUGUGAGGGUCGCAAAGGACUAAAAUCUUGUUUCUGAUUAUUUUACAUUUGAACCUGGAAUGUACAGCUGAAGUAAUUCUGUUCUCCAAAAAGUCUGGUGGCUUACAUUUUGACACGGAAAACAAAAAUGAUGUUGUCAUUUCAGAAAGCAUCUGAACAGUAUUUAACAGUUUUACACCAGUGAGAGUUUCUUUAAGAAUGUAAGAGGUUUUACAUUUUUUUUUUCUCUCUCUUAUAAGAAAACAUUUAUAUGUACAUUGAAUCCGUAGUACAAUGGUGGGCUGGUCUCACAUAUUACUAAUAGUCAGACUCUGGUCAAGUCUCAGAAGAAAUACAUUUGUUUUCUGUUGAACACUUAAGAUGUCAACAUAAUGGUAAAUGAACAGACUUUUUUGUGUUAUUUUCUAAAUAUAUGUAAAUUGAUGUCUGCAAAAGGCACCCAAACAACAUUUGCUUGUCUUUUUGGAGAAUUUUUACCCCACAGAUGUCUUAUGGAUAAUGGUUAACAUUAGGGUCUUCCUUGGAAAUUGUUCACCAAAACCAAAAAUAAAUUAUGCCAAAAUUGUGAGCAAAAAAAAAUCACAUUCAUUUGAUGUUGCUUAAAUAUAUUCUUCUGAAAUAUUUUGUAGUCACUGGUGAAUAAGUAUGGUUCUUAUAGUUGCGAAUCUGUUUUCCUCUCGUUGCAAAACUUAAAGCGUAUCAUUGGAUUUCGUGUUUGAAUAUCAACCUUGAUAUCAUGCAAAUUGUAUACAUAUCAAAGUAGGUGAUCUACUAUCUUUAAUUUUAGCUACAUGUUACAUCAUAUCAUUGUCAUAUCCAGACUGGAUUUUAAAGCACUUCUGCAUUUUGCAGUCCGCUUUUCUUCUGAGAAAACGUACAUAUAUACCGAACGUGCAUAUAACAAAUUUUCAUAUGUAAAAUGUCUACUCAAACUUCAAUGAUCAGGGAAACAGUAAAGAUCACAAAUUUGCAACAGUAGUAUGUUACUGCUGUCUGUACAACAGGUUCGGGAAAUCAAAAUUUCAUCAUGUGUUCAUGAAAUAAAAAUGUUUUUCUGUAAAGGAUGGAAAAAAAUUGGAUAAAUGUUCCCAAAUAUGUCAUGCUUGGUGAUCCUGUAUGGAUUCUGCAUCUGGGUGAAGUCUUACUUGACCUUAUUUAUUUUUAAAUAUGUUAAAAUAAGGACUUACCAUUGCUUUAAAUGUUAAAUGAAUCCUAAUGCUGGUUUCAGAGGCUGAAGUAUUCAGUUAGUGAACUAUUUAUUACUGGGAUGAUUGGGACAGAAGUUAUCAUGCUUCUAGCAUCCAUUGCUGCCAUAUUGUUGCAGUAUUUCUUUUGAGGUUUAAUGUAUUUUUUGAUGAUAGGCUUUUUGGUUUCCAUUUUUUUUAUUAGACAAUGAAAGAAUGUGAUGUUUUUUUAGAAGAUGAGAAAGCAUUGGUCCCAUCAGCAAACUCUGACAGCCUGCAAAUAUGCCAGGUUUGUCUCCUCUUAAAGAUAUUGGUAUUCUGAUAUUGGUAUAUUGGUGUGAACCAGGCAACAAUAAAUUUGUUUAACAUGCAACCUGGUCUCAACUUUCUCAAACUGUUCCCUCCCUCACCCCCACCAAUUCUGUUCAUUAGUCCUAUCCCACUACCCCAUUCUACCCACCCCAACCUCCACCCUUUGCCAUCUGACCACACAUUACCACCUUUCCACACAUAUCGUCAGUUGUCAAAGUUAACCCUAUGACUAUUGUAUACGACAGUUGCCCAAAAUACCAGCGAACCAAUUACCAAGCAACCUAGCUCAUCCAGGCUUUCAGACUAUUUAGUGUAAUAAGACACUUCAGCAGUAGCCUGCUGAUCAUGUUCACAACCUGUCUUUAAUGUACAUAUUGAUUUUACUUCAGUGCAUGUUAAAAGUAAUGCACGAAAAAUGUCACUGUCACAUUUGCGAAUGAAAGUGCGAGAGAUAUUUGUUUUUUGUUGGGUUUUUUUCUUGGUUUGUUAAGGGGGGAAUACCCAUAGCUAGUCCUAUGUUUUUUCAUAUAUAGCUUUGGCCCACCUUGGUUUUUGCUGAGGCGUAUUGACGGCCGAUGUAGCGGAGACUCUUACCUGUUUGGUGAGCCCAUGCGUGAAUGAAGCUGGUAAGGUGUAGCUGCUGUACAUGGUUUCAGCACAUUUGUCAUAAUAAACAUGUAAAUCCUGA
Messenger RNA from Liolophura sinensis, 6631 nucleotides. Its product is annotated as segment polarity protein dishevelled homolog DVL-3-like. NCBI's taxonomy places the organism in Eukaryota, Metazoa, Mollusca, Polyplacophora, Chitonida, Chitonidae. The record is from RefSeq and is a predicted model, not a curated record. Gene Ontology annotation, biological process: canonical Wnt signaling pathway; intracellular signal transduction. Gene Ontology annotation, cellular component: cytosol. Gene Ontology annotation, molecular function: frizzled binding. The coding region runs from base 299 to 2590 and encodes 763 amino acids. The transcript is spliced from 17 exons.